Messenger RNA from Saccostrea cuccullata (small rock oyster), 652 nucleotides. RefSeq lists its product as uncharacterized. Gene Ontology annotation, molecular function: transmembrane transporter activity. Gene Ontology annotation, cellular component: membrane. The record is from RefSeq and is a predicted model, not a curated record. The annotation marks the transcript as partial. Gene Ontology annotation, biological process: monoatomic anion transport. The transcript has 3 exons. Lineage: Eukaryota; Metazoa; Mollusca; Bivalvia; Ostreida; Ostreidae.
AGUACAAAACAGACAAGAUACUCAUUUCAAACAAAUGAUCAGAAUGGAAGGAUCAGCAACAGAAGAGAAAGGUUCCCCCAAUGGGUUAACAAAGAGACCAUCAACAGUUUCCUUCACAAACGAGAUUCAUACCAACGGAAGGGAGCACCAAGGAUCUGUGACAUCGUUUCGAAAUUCCUCUACAGCCCCACUCUACAGUUCAAAAGAACUCCUGAAACAAGGACUCGUAGAGAAAUAUACAUCAUGUCGCUGGAUGGUGACGUUUUCUUGUUUUAUUAUCGUCACGUGUUCUAUUAUGUUACGUCAGUGCAUGAGUAUGGCAGUCGUCUGCAUGGAAUCUAAUUACAACGCUGCUACAAACUUUGCUGACAUGAGAAACUACUCAAAUGUAACAAGAAAUUUGACAACACAGAGAGGGCUUUGGGACAUUGUUUGGGACAAUGAAAUGGAGGGGCUGAUUUUACAAUCCUAUUUCUACACUUUUCCCAUCACGCCUCUCAUUGGCGGGUAUCUGUCCGGGAGAUUUAGCGGGAAGAUGGUAGUGAUUGUCAUGACGCUGUGUCUGAUUUCCUUGUCUGUCGUCACACCUAUUGCUGCGACAGUCAGUCCUUACAUUGUAGUGGUCUUACGUUGUUUGAUAGGGUUAUCCUCG